Molecule: messenger RNA, 841 nt
Organism: Spirodela intermedia
Lineage: Eukaryota; Viridiplantae; Streptophyta; Magnoliopsida; Alismatales; Araceae
Source: the annotation of a GenBank genome assembly
AUGACGCUCCUCGUCCAGCCGCGCAGCCACGCGCUGCUGCCUCGUUUCCUUGCCUUCCCUCGCCGCCGGCGCCUCUCUUGGCGCCUUGGCCACCACAUCCUUGCGGGCAUGGCGUCCUCUUUCUCCUCCUCCUUCCCCUACGUCUCUGCGGGCGUAAGGCGAGGGCCGAGCCCCAUCGAGGCAUGCAGAUGGCUGCCGGGCCUGCUAGCGACGGCGGUUGUGCUCUCCUCCUCCUCCGGCCCCCCGGAGUCUUCGCAAUUACCGGACGAUGCCACCUUUGCCGACGUGCCUCAGACGCUCUCUGGUUAGUCUAGUCGGUCGGUCCGCACCUUUGCAAAGUGUUUCGUCGCACAUCGGGGAAUUGGGAAUUAGGGAUAUGGGGGAGUGUUUGUGACCAAGCGGAGGUCUCAGGUGGCGGAGGGGAGCGCAAGAGAAUCCAGAAGCCCAAGUCGAGGCAGGCGGAGUCGUGCACCGUCAAGUGCCUCGGAACCUGCAUCCGCGGCGGCGCCGGCUCCCCCGGCGAGGGCCCCUUCAACGUCCGGAGGUGGUAAAAAUAACAAAUUGUUGGGGUGAGGAGUAACACAAGGAGAACAGUGCAUUGACUGACUGACUCCCUCCCUGGUUGAUGAAUGCAGGCCCCUCGUGGUUUUCAAGUCGGGCUUCCGCACCCGCAACUACUGGCAAGUCCUUCCUGCUCACUCUUUCUUCCCAAACAACCCAACCCUUUCACGCCACAACGCCCUCGCCCUGCCCCCUGACAUCGGCCGACCCUGACCGUGGCAGCUUGGUGGAGUGCUCGGACAUUUGCAACCUCAUCAAGGACGGCGACGACGGGCCCUAG